GAAUAUUUUUGAUAAACCUUCAAGAUUGUAGAUUUGCAAUAGAUACCAAGAUGUACUAAAGUAUUAUAUAUAAUAGAGCCGAUUUCACUUCUAAGAUUUCCCUUUAACUACAGUUUUAUAGACUUAUGAAGGAUAAAUGUCUGUUCCGAUGACAAUCUUGAACCCGAUGUAACGUAUCGGUAGCUGAUUCUCGCCAAUUAUCUGUUUCAGCACGUCAGCUGCAGCUUGCGAAUUUACCCAUAUAAUAAAUGAGGUCUCUCGGUUUUAGUAUUAAUGACGAGACCGUUCUAUUUUGCUUACAGCGAUAGUAAUAAAAUUAUAUAACGAGACCGGAAUCAUGGACGAUUAUAAAUCCGAAAAUUCAUCUGAUAUUUAUAGUCAGUUUGCAUUAAAAUUUCCUCAGUCAGUAGCGAAGUAUGUUAUCAAAAAGUUGAAAAAACUCAAUAAAGAUAACGAGAAUGAUUUAUUUGACUUAAUGGUGGAUGCUGGUUGCGGAACAGGCGAAUCUUCAAAACCAUUUUUGAAGUACUUUCGUUCUCUGGUAGGUUACGAUAACAGUGAAUUUCAAAUAGACAAGGCAAAAAAAUUGUGGGGAGAUGGAGAUACGAAAAUGACUUUUCAUGUUGCUGAUGAAUACAAUAUUCCAACUCCAGAUAAAUCUGUUGAUCUAGUCAUCUGUCACGAUGUCGUUCAUUAUAUGAAUUUUGAAACGUUUAUGAAAGAAUGCAAAAGAGUUUUAAAAAGUAGUGGGCUUAUUGCGCUAUCCGGAACAGAUUAUACCCAACUUUGGGCCAAAAAAGCAGAAGAUUGUGAAAUUCCCUUCGUUUCUGCGACGAACGUAUUAGAAAAAUAUUAUCUGUCUCCAACUAGGCAAUACCAAAUUGACAUCGACCAUCCAGCUUCCCAAUGGGCACUGAGAUACAGUGACCUAUACGAAUCAGUUGUGGGAUUUAAUAAGCACCGUGGUAAAGACAUUGAUACGGAACUUGCUGUCACUCUGGAGGAUAUGAAAAAUAUUAUGUUUCGGGUUCCUCUAAAUCGGAGAUUUCACGCAACGUUUGAACCGGAUAAAGCUCCUCUUGAUGUAUUUGGAGAAAAAUUGAAGCAACUUGUUGACAACCCCGAUGCAAAAGAUGAAGCCAUACAGUUACGAUUGACUGUUUCUAUAUUUAGUAUUUUUUUGAACUUUUGAUAUUACAGACAUUUGGCUGCUAAGACAAGAAUUACAGCUGAGAUGGCAAAGAGAAACCACGGUUCCAUUACAUUUGAACCCAUACUAACCUAACCCAUGGGUUUUAGCACCCGCAUAUUGAUUGAACCCGCGGAUAUACACAUGGGUUCAAAUGUACAUGGGUUCAAAUGUACGGUCACCAGAAACCACAUAUACUUGUAUUAGUUAUUGAUUGUAUACGUAUAAAUAUCUAAGUAUGUUGGAACAAAAUAUUCACUCAAAGGCGGUUCUAUUGCUGUGUCUCUAUAUAAAAGACUUUGUAGGGUAUAAUGAUGAUAUACAGGCUUGUGAUAAUCUGUUGCCAUCGAUACUAGGAUGACGAAGUAGCAAUAUUUAUCAAAAAUAAUUGGAUACAUUGGUUUAAUCAAGCAAUUUCAUUAAAUUCAAUAUAUGCACCGUGUGACAAUGACAAAUCUAUUUAUCAAGUUGAGCUUAUAGUUGAAAUUAGUGAAAAAAUAAGUCCAUGCUAAUGUAAGGUCCUCUACACUUCUUUUUAUUGAAUCCUUCGGGUUAAAAGCUGAUUUCUUAAAUAAAUAGUUUCCAAGUCUGCAAUAAUGUAUGCCGCCUUACUAAUAUUUGUCGGCUAUAUCCCAUACAAUUGGUGACGUGGAAUGAUUUCAAUAUAUAUAAAAAUUUGUUUUUCCAUUCAAUUCAUUGAGUAAUUGUUUUAUCCACCGAUACUUGCAGUUUCACAGAAUUCUGUCCAUUAAGUAUUGCGCAGUAAACAGGUCUCUUCGUUCACCCGGCCGUUUUGCAAUGGCGACAGCUCUGUUGGACCAUUGCUAUGUGCAUCUCUAAUGUCAUUCAACUUGUGAAACUGUUUUAUAUUCUUGUAAUAUACAAUUGCUGCUCCAACACAAUCCCCAAAUACGUUGACAGGGGUACGUAAUCUAUCUCUGAAAAUUUGAGAAAAUAAUUAGUGGCGUAUAAAGUAUUCAAAGAUAGAAAUGGAGCGUUCGAAAUUAUUAGUAGUGAUUCGGUGUUGACUGUUGACUUCAAAGGCUCAUAUAUAACAACCUACCGUAGAUCGUUCUUUAGGAAUGUUUGUUCCGCUGAGAACAAUACUGAAUAUAGGUUCUACUCGUACAAGCUUAUAAUAAAUAAAUAAUCAAACAUUUAUGUUUUACAAUA
This is a messenger RNA of Styela clava, 2362 nucleotides long. The record is from RefSeq and is a predicted model, not a curated record. NCBI's taxonomy places the organism in Eukaryota, Metazoa, Chordata, Ascidiacea, Stolidobranchia, Styelidae.